UGACAGCACCACCAGCCCGCACCAGAUCGCCCUCAGCACCAGAACCUUCAUAUCCCCCCCCAGGUCCGCGUGGCACAGCCAAAAAAAAAACAGCCAACAGGACGGAACAGGAGACGAAUACGGGAGGAGCCCCCAGCACCUCAAGACCCACUGCGGGAUUAAAGCUGGGAGGCUCCCCUUCCUCCAUCCCCAUCACCACCACCUCCAGGCUGGGACACAGAGAGGGACAACCUGUCCAUCCACACCACCACCACCUCCAGGCUGGGACACAGAGAGGGACAACCUGUCCAUCCACACCAUCACCACCUCCAGGCUGGGACACAGAGAGGGACAACCUGUCCAUCCACACCAUCACCACCUCCAGGCUGGGACACAGAGAGGGACAACCUGUCCAUCCACACCAUCACCACCUCCGGGCUGGGACACAGAGAGGGACAACCUGUCCAUCCACACCAUCACCACCUCCAGGCUGGGAGGGAGAGUUCUACGGACAAAAAUAGUCAUGGCAGAUGCCAACUUUGAGAGAGAGUUUCUGGACGCCCACAAUGAGUACCGGACCAAACACCAGGUCCCGAGCCUGACGCUGAGCCGAGAGCUCUGCACGUCCGCGCAGGCCUGGGCCGACCACCUGCUGAGCAUCAAAGGCCUGCAGCACAGCGACACCAAGAACGGGGAGAACCUCUACUACUCCUGGAGCUCCGGGCCCAAGACGCUGAACGGAAAGGAGUCGGUGGACAAAUGGUACGAUGAGAUCAAAGAUUACAGUUUCGACAACCCAGGAUUUAAGUCAAACGCAGGACAUUUCACCCAGGUGGUGUGGAAGGAAAGUACUGAGGUGGGAGUAGGCCUGGCCACUGACGGGAAUACAGUCUUUGUGGUGGGCCAGUACAGUCCUGCAGGAAACAUGACCAACCAGGGCUACUUUGAGAGGAACGUCCUGCCUGCAGUGACCGGAAGUGAAGGGGAGACAGAGCCCAGUGGUGUUGCCCCAAAGUCCCCCACGCACACAAAGCCAGGCUGCUCUCUGCUAUAACGCUGCCUAGGGAGUCUGCUUGCACUCCUCACUACAUCAUCACGCGCACAUAGCUUGGUGCACACUUCUAUUCAGCCAACUUAGAGUAACUGUUGCACGCUUUUACUUGCAUAUUACAGGCAUUUAGAUGCUUUAUGCUUUUGUGCUAACCAAUAUAUGUUAUACUGCAUACCCAGUCAUAUGCAUAUUGCCUAUUGUAAAAAGUUACACUACUCCAGACAACUUAAUAAAAAAUGGUUACUGCUAUUC
Messenger RNA from Conger conger (European conger), 1282 nucleotides. Its product is annotated as Golgi-associated plant pathogenesis-related protein 1-like. The transcript is spliced from 7 exons. Bases 503 to 1033 code for a protein of 176 amino acids. Gene Ontology annotation, cellular component: extracellular region. The record is from RefSeq and is a predicted model, not a curated record. NCBI's taxonomy places the organism in Eukaryota, Metazoa, Chordata, Actinopteri, Anguilliformes, Congridae.